Messenger RNA from Aspergillus wentii DTO 134E9, 606 nucleotides. RefSeq names its product GFA family protein. Bases 191 to 526 code for a protein of 111 amino acids. The transcript has 2 exons. NCBI's taxonomy places the organism in Eukaryota, Fungi, Ascomycota, Eurotiomycetes, Eurotiales, Aspergillaceae. The record is from RefSeq and is a predicted model, not a curated record. Gene Ontology annotation, molecular function: carbon-sulfur lyase activity.
UAAAUGGCAUAUUAACUGCUAAGCGACGUGCCAGUGAUGGGAGACCGGUGGGAGAGUGGGAGAGUGAGUGGGAGACCAGUGGAACCCGGGACACCGGUUUGUAAUCUCCCACCAGAAUGAAUUAUAAGCCAAAGCACAAGUCUCUCAACUUUACGACAAAGCACCCGUUCAAACUCGAAGAAGUUCAAUCAUGGCUGCCGCAAGAGAUAACUUUAAGCCCUACAUACCUGUUGCCGGGGGCGCGGAUGAUGGCUGGUCAAAAGAAGGCCAGGCGACUGCCACAUGCUACUGUGGCGCAGUACAGUUGGCCUUUCCAACACAAGGCCCAGGCCUAAUCGGCACAUUCACCUGCCAUUGUGUGGACUGCCGCAAAAUCACCGCAUCCAUGUUCGCCACCAAUUUCAUUGUGGCAGACACACACAUAAAACACCUACGUGGCCAAGAAACACUCAAGUCGUUUACCCAGUCGAAAACCAUAGCCUCUGGCAAGGCAAUGACAAAUUGUUUUUGUUCUACGUGUGGCUGACUCAUGUACCGCAUCAGUGAAAGGUUCCCGGGGCAUUGUAUGCUGCGUACCGGAACAGUGGAUGAUUUCACCCUGCAUGA